CCAGCCCACAAACGGCACAAAGACUAGGAGGGAGGAGUCUUCCCCGGAGUCGCCGGGAUUUCUCUCGGCCGGUGGGGAGAGCAGAGCGCCGCGAUCCGGCGGCACGGUCAGGCGCCGAGGCGGCGUAGCUAUCCUCGGCAGCGGUCGGCGCCCCGGGGGCCCACGCCGCUCGGCGAGAUUCGGCGGCGAUGGCUCGGUGGCGGGCGCGGCGCCUCCUACCGCUGCUCACCUUCGUCACGCUCGGGAUGAUCCUCGGUUCUUUGCUUCAGUUAGCACUUCUCCAUCAGCUGGAUGAUCCCUCACAUUUAAUGCAUACCGAUAAUGAUCCAGAGGCUGCUGUUCUUCGCCUCGGAUAUGUGAAGCCUGAGGUUAUCAGCUGGACACCAAGGAUAAUUGUUUUCCAUAAUUUUCUUAGUUCAGAGGAAUGUGACUACCUAAUGGCAAUUGCUAGACCAAGACUCCAAAUUUCCACUGUAGUGGACGUCGCAACAGGAAAGGGUGUAAAAAGUGAUGUUCGUACAAGUUCUGGUAUGUUCGUGAAUUCUGAAGAGAGAAAAUCUCCAGUCAUUCAGGCUAUAGAAAAGAGGAUUUCUGUUUUCUCUCAAAUACCUAAAGAAAAUGGGGAACUCAUUCAAGUAUUGAGGUAUGAAGCAAGUCAAUAUUAUAGGCCACAUCAUGAUUACUUUUCCGAUACUUUUAACCUCAAACGUGGGGGGCAGCGCGUUGCUACAAUGCUGAUGUAUUUGACUGAUGGUGUUGAAGGUGGUGAAACCCACUUUCCACAGGCAGGAGAAGGCCAGUGCAGCUGCGGAGGAAACAUUGUGCGAGGACUGUGUGUCAAGCCAAACAAAGGCGAUGCCGUUCUCUUCUGGAGCAUGGGAUUGGAUGGUAACACGGACCCCAACAGCAUGCACAGCGGGUGCCCUGUCCUGAAAGGGGAGAAAUGGUCGGCGACGAAAUGGAUGAGGCAGAAGAUGACUUUCUGAUUAUUUUUGUUUGGUUGGUACAGGGAAAUUCUGUUAAUUUUCUUUUCUGUGUACAACAUUUUGGUGAAUCUGACAAGUAAAUGAAUAGAGCUGAAGGAAUCACCUCAUGUUUGCAUA
Messenger RNA from Setaria italica (foxtail millet), 1103 nucleotides. Its product is annotated as prolyl 4-hydroxylase 1. NCBI's taxonomy places the organism in Eukaryota, Viridiplantae, Streptophyta, Magnoliopsida, Poales, Poaceae. Gene Ontology annotation, molecular function: iron ion binding; L-ascorbic acid binding; procollagen-proline 4-dioxygenase activity. Gene Ontology annotation, cellular component: endoplasmic reticulum. The transcript has 11 exons. The record is from RefSeq and is a predicted model, not a curated record. Gene Ontology annotation, biological process: peptidyl-proline hydroxylation to 4-hydroxy-L-proline. Bases 189 to 986 code for a protein of 265 amino acids.